Rotaria sordida is the source of this 411-nucleotide messenger RNA. NCBI's taxonomy places the organism in Eukaryota, Metazoa, Rotifera, Eurotatoria, Philodinida, Philodinidae. The record is from the annotation of a GenBank genome assembly.
AUGUUAAAACCAUCUGAAUUUAUUAUUAAAACUUUAUUUCGUUCAUUUUCAUCAAAAUAUACAAAAUUUCGUUCAAUUUCACCACUAUUACGUUUUUAUAUGGAUACAAAAUCUGUAUAUGGUCCACAAAAAUUAGUUCGAGAAAAACGAUCUACAAAACCCAGUGACUUUGAUUUAUUUAAUGAAAGUUUAAAGAAAAAAAUAUUCGAAAAUGAUACAGAAUUAUUAUAUGCUGGUUCUAAUGGAUUUCGUCGAGCAUGUAGUAUUGCAAAAGGUAUUCCAAUAAGUGAACGUCAAAAAUAUUUACGUCAUUUAUUUCGUAUACCACGUGGUCAACGUCUUUCAUUAUAUCCACAAGCUUAUAUAUCAAAUAAAUAUUUAGGUUUAAGAAGAAAAAAAAACAAUAGAUAA